CCAACCCAAAAAGAAUUGGAUUAUGAUGUAAUGUAAUACGCUAAUGGCGCAAUCUUUAAAAAUAGAGAAGAAAGGAAACGGGAAACCCCAAGCCAAGCCCUAUAUUAGUUGUGAGUAGCAACGGUGGCCCAGAUUUGGAGGAGCAACUUAGCUAACUCACAAGAAGAACCGCUCUUUCCUCUCGCCGGUCAGAACCACUAUCACGGACUCUCAUUCAUCCCUCCUACAUACCCACACCACUGAGAUCCAUUCCUCUUUUUUCCCCCACCUUUCCGAAACUACUACGAUUCACCAGCUUUAAGGUUUAUGGAUGCACAUAACAUCACAGCUUCUUAAGUAGGUAUAAUGGCUUUUUGAUCUUCGGAGUGUCAUUUUUGGGAGACGUAUUGGUCAGUUAUUCAUUCAUGCUCUUGAAGAUUUCUUGUGGUCAAAAUACAUUUAUAUAUUAAUAUAAGGAUUGAGUUGAUUUAUGUGAGCUUUUAAUCACACAAAUUUCGUAAUAACAGUAAUGCCCUUUGUUGAGAUUAGUCUGUUUUGAUAUAUUUUAAACAUUAUUGUAGUACUACGACCAUCUAUACUGGUUACCGUUUAGCCUUUUCAUUAUUUCAAUGUCUGAUACUUUUACUGCAAAUAUAGAAGAACCUACAGCACAAAUGAGUUGUGAAACCACAGAAGGUGUGCAUUCUAAAGAAAUUAUUCUAGAACAGGUGAAUGAUAUUGAACCUUUAGAGCAAUUAGAUCACAUUGAACCUAAUAUUAUAGAAAAUGCUCAUCAAGAACUUGGCACACCGCUGCCCAGCAUUCUUAGUGAACAAUUGCAACCACUUUCCGAAAAUGUGUCCAAUGAUUCUAUUCCUCACCUAUUGGAACAUCAGCAUAAACAUAUGGGAUCGAACCUCUCACAAAAUGAAACAGGAGAAAAUAACAGCAAUGUGCCAAACAUAAUUUCUGAAAACAGGACCUUGAUUUGUGAUUCUGAAGGUGUCAUCAGAAAUUGUCAGACAGAUAAAAUUUCAUGCCCUCAACAAAGUAUGUCGGGGCAGAACAAGGAAUGUGUACUUGGAGAUCUAAGUGCAAGUACUAUUAGUAGGAGCCCUAUUAGUAAACAACCAGAACAACCUUCUGACGAUGUGGUCGAAAGCUCUCAUCUUGAGCAGUUUGAAACCUCCUCUAAAAGUCUAAGGAACUCCAGCAAAUUAGGGCGGAAAGUUAAAAGAACUUCAAAAUCAAGACCGAAAAAAUAUAUGUUAAGAUCUUUGGCUAGUAGUGACCGACUUCUACGUUCAAGGACUCAAGAGAAACCUAAAUGUCUUGAACCAAGUAAUGAUCCGGUUAAUGCUAAUGUUGGUAAUGGGGUGGAGAAGAAAAGGAAGGAGAAAAAAAAGAAAGGAGUGAAGAGAGUUAUAGCUGAUGAAUUUUCGGGAAUCAAGAAACGUCUCAGAUAUUUUCUCAAUCGAAUACAGUACGAGCAAAGUCUGAUCGAUGCUUAUUCUAGUGAAGGAUGGAAAGGAAACAGCCUAGAAAAACUAAAACCAGAGAAAGAGCUUCAGCGAGCUACAUCUGAAAUAUCUCGUCGUAAAUUGAAAAUAAGAGAUCUAUUUCAACAGCUCGAUGAACUAUGCGCUGAAGGAGGGUUUCCAGAAGCUUUAUUUGAUUCUGAAGGGCAGAUUGACAGUGAGGAUAUUUUCUGUGCAAAAUGUGGGUCCAAAGACUUGUCCGCUGGUAAUGAUAUAAUACUAUGUGAUGGUGCUUGUGAUCGCGGGUUUCACCAAUUCUGUUUGGAACCUCCAUUGUUGAAUGAAGACAUUCCCCCUGAUGACGAGGGUUGGCUAUGCCCUGGAUGUGACUGCAAAGUUGAUUGUGUCGAUUUGCUCAAUGACUCUCUUGAAACUAAUCUUUCAGUUGAUGACAGCUGGGAGAAAGUUUUUCCAGAGGCUGCUGCAGCAGCUAGAGGAGGAAACAAUCUGGACCACAAUCCUGAAUUGCCUUCUGAUGAUUCUGAGGAUGAUGAUUAUGACCCUGAUGGUCUGGAUAUCGACGAGAAGAUUGACAGAGACGAAUCGAGUUCUGAUGAAUCAAGUUCUGAUGAAUCAAGUUCUGAUGAAUCUGAGUAUGCAUCUGCUUGUGAUGAACUUGAGGCUCCACCCAAUAAUGAGCUGUCUUUGAAGCUCUCUUCCGAUGAUGAUUCAGAGGACAAUGACUAUGACCCCAAUGCUGUGGAUACUGAUGAAAAUGUUAAGCAGGAAAGCUCAAGUUCUCAUACUACUUCUGACUCUGAGGAUCUUACUCCCACAGAUGAUGAUAAUAAGGCUAAAAGGAUUUCAGGAAAGUCUGGUAAGCAAAGUUGUAGUUCUGGUGGAAAAAAGUCAUCUUUAAAGGGUGAGCUGUUAGAUAUUUUAAAGUCAGGUCCUGGCGAAGAUGGUUCCCUGCCUAUUUCAGAGAAAAGACAUGUAGAGAGGUUGGACUACAAAAAGCUUCAUGAUGAGGCCUAUGGAAAUGUUCCUUCCGAGUCAAGUGAUGAUGAAGAUUGGAGUGAUAGUGCUGCAACAAGGAAAAGGAAGAAGAAAACUACUGAGCAAGGUGCUCCAAUGUUAUCAAGUGAUGAUAAAGAGUGGAAUGAUAGCUCAACGAGAAAAAGGAAGAAGAAAGCAACUGAACAAGUUGCUCCACAGUUGCCAAAUGGAAAUGCUUCAGUUGAGAAGAGUGAAGCAACUGGGGGAAAAAGGAAGAAGAAAGCAACUGGACAAGUUGCUCCACAGUUGCCGAAUGGAAAUGCUUCAGUUGAGAAGAGUGAAGCAACUGGGGGAAAAGGGAAGAAGAAAGCAACUGGACAAGUUGCUCCACAGUUGCCAAAUGGAAUUGCUUCAAUUGAGAAGAGUGAGGCAACUGGGGAUGCCAUAAAUCAUAACCUUGAAAAUCGUGAGCAUAUAAGUAGGAGAAGAUCACGCGGAAAAUCUAUGGUUAAAGAUACAAAUGAUUCUCCUAGUAAAUUGAAAAAAACUAUGGCUAAAGAUACAAAUGAUUCUCCUAGUAAAUCGAAAAAACCUAUGGCUAAAGAUACAUAUGAUUCUCCUAGUAAAUCGCCUAUAGGCUCUCCAAAAUCUGUUUCUACUGGUAGUAGAUUAAAAUCAGCAUCAUACAAGAGACUUGGAGAUGCCGCCACGCAGGGCCUGUAUACAUCCUUCAAGGAAAAUCAGUAUCCAGACCGAGCUAAGAAACAAAGUUUGGCUGAAGAACUAGGACUCACCCCUCGACAGGUUAGCAAAUGGUUUGAAAACAUGCGAUGGAGUGUACGACAUCCAUUAGGUAGAGAAGCAGACAAAAGUGGGAGUGCUUCAAAGAGAAGCAUUUCAUCACCUCAACCAGACAAGCAGCUACUUGAAUCCAAACAAAACAUUGGAGCUUCAAAUGGGGAACUACCCGUGAUAGUUGUUGCAUUGCCAGAAACCUGCACCAAGAAUGAAGGUGAUGACAAAGCCAAAUUGCUCACCAACGAAAGCAGCUCUCAAACUUCUGCAGCCCGGACGUCUGGAAGAAAAAGGAGUAGGCCAAAAAUCGAGAAACCAACCACGCCUGUUGUAGUAGACACUAACAAAACAAGUGGUAGUAGAACAAGGAGCCGCCGCAAAUCUGCUCCUUGACAAAUAUAAAUGCUCUUCGGGGAUAUACAUUGCAGGAAAUAGGGUCAAAAAAAUCGAUUCAUGCCCCAUGGUUCUUGGUUGUAAUUUUUAAGGGUUCCCCAGUUGUUCUCAGCUGCUCCCUCAAAAUAAAAGUGAGUAUAGAUGCUGCUGGGUCUGGAGUGUGCUUAGAUUUUGUGUAAAUGUAGGCUAUGUAGCAAGCUCUUUACCAAGUUUCAUGUUUAAGCAUUUAGUCGUUAUGCUCUUAAUUAUUGCAAAUGGCGGCCGCAUUGGACUUUUGAGCAUUGAGUAAGACAACUAUUCAAUCAAGAGAGAUUGUACUAAAUCUGUUUGGUAAUCAUUAGUUAUUACUAUUUUUAUGUGCUUUAUUACAUUUUCAAAAAAAAAGAAAAAUAUUAGAGUAUGUUUUUUUUUUUAUGUAC
Molecule: messenger RNA, 4060 nt
Organism: Cannabis sativa
Lineage: Eukaryota; Viridiplantae; Streptophyta; Magnoliopsida; Rosales; Cannabaceae
Product: pathogenesis-related homeodomain protein
Exons: 9
Coding region: 609-3641 (1010 amino acids)
Biological process (GO): chromatin organization; regulation of DNA-templated transcription
Cellular component (GO): nucleus
Molecular function (GO): DNA binding; chromatin binding
Source: RefSeq, a predicted model, not a curated record